Symbiodinium pilosum is the source of this 4152-nucleotide messenger RNA. Lineage: Eukaryota; Dinophyceae; Suessiales; Symbiodiniaceae. The record is from the annotation of a GenBank genome assembly.
AUGACGGGCUAUCAGGAAAUCCUCACCGAUCCUUCCUACGCUCAGCAGAUUGUUACCCUGACCUACCCCCAAAUUGGCAAUACCGGAUGUACUCCGGAAGACUUUGAAUCUGAUCGCAUCUGGAGCGCGGGACUGGUGAUUCGCCAGACGCCGCGGCGCCUGAGCAACUGGCGGGCAAAAACAUCCCUGCAGCAAUUGCUGCGCAGUGAAAACGUUGUGGCCAUAGCCGAUGUAGAUACGCGCAGGCUGACAAAGCUGAUUCGAGAGAAAGGCGCAUUGGCGGGUUGUAUCCUUGCGGGUUCAGACGCCGGCACCGAUGAAGGUAAAGCCAAAGCACUGGCCCAAGCACAAGCAUUCCCUGGCCUCAAAGGCAUGGACCUGGCGAAAGAAGUCACCGGCGCCCAGCGCACAUGGACCGAAACCAGCUGGUCCCUGGAGGAUGGUUACGGAACAGUAGGGCAAACACCGUACAAGGUGGUGGCCUACGAUUUUGGCGUGAAGCGCAACAUUUUAAGGCUGCUGGCAAGCCGCGGUUGUGACCUUACGGUAGUACCAGCACAAACACCGGCGGCUGAGGUGCUGGCCAUGAAGCCCGACGGUGUUUUUCUGUCGAACGGUCCUGGUGACCCGGAACCCUGCGACUAUGCCAUAGCAGCCAUAAAAGAAUUGUUAGAACACAAGUUGCCUGUUUUUGGUAUCUGCCUGGGGCAUCAACUGUUGUCUCUGGCAAGUGGUGCCAGCACUUUGAAAAUGUCCCACGGCCACCACGGCGCUAAUCAUCCAGUGCAGGACAACGACUCCAGGCAGGUCAUCAUCACCAGUCAGAACCAUGGUUUUGCGGUGGACGGCGAUACCUUGCCGGACAACCUGCGUUGCACACAUGUUUCUCUGUUUGACGGUACCGUUCAGGGUGUGGCGCGAACGGACGUGCCGGCCUUUGGUUUCCAGGGACAUCCAGAGGCAAGCCCCGGCGCCGGUCCCAUUGUGAUCGGCCAGGCCUGCGAGUUUGACUAUUCUGGCGCCCAGGCUUGUAAAGCCCUGCGGGAAGAGGGUUAUCGGGUCAUCCUGGUGAACUCCAAUCCAGCGACCAUCAUGACUGACCCAGCCAUGGCUGAUGCGACGUACAUUGAGCCGGUGGAAUGGCGCACGGUUGCAGCGAUCAUCGAACAGGAAAAACCCACCGCACUGCUCCCCACAAUGGGUGGACAGACGGCGCUGAACUGCGCGCUGGAUCUGGUGCGGGAAGGUGUGCUCGAUAAAUACAAUGUUGAGCUGAUUGGCGCCAGCCAGGAUGCGAUUGAUAAAGCGGAAGACCGCGAGCGUUUUGAUCGCGCCAUGAAGCGCAUUGGCCUUGAUACCGCCCGUUCUGCUAUUGCCCAUAGCCUGGAAGAAGCGCUGCAGGUGCAAAGCCAGCUUGGCUUCCCCUGUGUGAUAAGACCUUCGUUCACCAUGGGCGGAAGUGGUGGCGGCAUCGCCUACAAUUCAGAAGAAUUUGUUGAAAUCUGUAAUCGUGGGCUGGAAUUGUCACCGACGUCGGAAUUGUUGAUCGAUGAAUCUUUGGUCGGUUGGAAAGAAUUUGAGAUGGAGGUGGUGCGUGAUCACCUCGAUAACUGCAUCAUCGUCUGUGCCAUUGAAAACCUGGACCCGAUGGGUGUGCAUACUGGCGACAGUAUUACGGUUGCGCCAGCGCAGACGCUGACCGACAAAGAAUAUCAGUUGCUGAGAAAUGCUUCGAUCGCGGUAUUGCGGGAAAUCGGCGUUGAUACCGGCGGAUCAAAUGUUCAGUUUGCCAUCGAUCCCGAUACGGGCCGCACCGUGGUCAUUGAAAUGAAUCCGCGGGUCUCCCGAUCCUCCGCGUUAGCGUCCAAGGCAACCGGUUUCCCGAUUGCGAAAGUGGCGGCCAAGCUUGCCGUAGGCUAUACCCUCGAUGAACUGGAGAACGAUAUUACCGGCGGUAUUACACCGGCGUCGUUUGAACCCAGCAUUGACUAUGUGGUGACCAAAAUACCACGCUUCACGUUUGAAAAAUUUGUUCAGGCUGAUGCCCGUUUAACCACGCAGAUGAAGUCUGUUGGCGAAGUGAUGGCGAUUGGCAGAACUUUUCAGGAAUCCAUGCAGAAAGCCCUGCGCGGACUCGAAACCGGCAUGUCAGGUUUUGAUCCGGUGUUGGACGCCAGCGUUGCUGCAGACGUGCUGAACGCUACCCUGAAGCGAGAGCUGGGCACACCCAGCGCGCUGCGUGUCUGGUAUGUGGCUGAUGCGUUUCGUGCUGGAUGGUCGUUGGAAGAUAUUUUUGAAUCGACCAAAAUCGAUCCCUGGUUUCUGGCUGAAAUUGAAGAUCUCAUCAGCACGGAAAUCAGCCUGGCUAAUGUGUCUGCCAUCGCUCUGGGCAAAGAAGACUGGUAUCGCCUCAAGCGCAAAGGCUUUUCUGACGCGCGCCUGGGGCAGCUCCUGGCGACGGACGAAAGCGAAAUUCGUCAGCUUCGCCAGGCCUUGGAUGUCAGGCCUGUUUAUCGGCGUGUGGACACCUGUGCGGCUGAGUUUCCGGCCAGCAGUGCCUAUAUGUAUUCGACCUACGAAGAAGAAUGUGAAUCGCUGCCGUCGGAGCGUAAGAAAAUUAUGGUUCUGGGUGGUGGCCCGAAUCGAAUCGGUCAGGGUAUUGAGUUUGACUAUUGCUGUGUUCACGCGGCACUGGCCAUGCGCGAAGAUGGUUAUGAGACCAUCAUGGUGAAUUGUAACCCGGAGACAGUAUCGACGGAUUACGAUACGUCUGAUCGGCUGUAUUUUGAGCCGGUCACCCUGGAAGAUGUGCUUGCGAUCUGCGAUGUGGAACAACCGGUCGGCGUGAUCGUCCAGUUCGGCGGACAAACACCGCUGAAGCUGGCAAACGAUCUGGAGGCAGCAGGUGUGCCGAUUAUAGGCACAACGCCGGACGCAAUUGAUCGGGCGGAAGACCGUGAACGUUUUCAGCAGCUGGUUGAGAAAUUACAGCUGCGUCAGCCAGCCAACCGCGUGGCUUCCAGUGCCUAUCAGGGCAUUGAGCGUGCUCAGGCCAUUGGGUAUCCGAUUGUUGUGCGGCCGUCUUAUGUGCUGGGUGGACGAGCGAUGGAAAUUGUCUACAACGACGAUGAGCUGAUGCAGUACAUGCAGAACGCUGUAGAUGUGUCUAACGAUUCACCUGUGUUGUUGGACCGGUUUCUGGACCAGGCCGUAGAGGUGGACGUCGACGCUGUUUGUGACGGCCAUCAGGUGGUCAUUGGCGCGAUCAUGCAACACAUUGAACAGGCAGGUAUUCAUUCCGGUGACUCAGCCUGCUCGCUGCCACCAUACAAUCUGCCGAUGCAUAUCCAGAACAUUAUUCGCCAGCAGGUGUCAGAUCUUGCACUUGAGCUUGGUGUUGUUGGUCUUAUGAACGUGCAGAUGGCGGUACAGGGUGAAGAUGUAUUUGUGUUGGAAGUGAAUCCGCGUGCAUCCCGUACCGUACCGUUUGUGUCCAAGUGUAUAGGCGUUUCCCUGGCAAAAGUUGCUGCCCGCUGUAUGGCGGGAACCACCCUUGCUGAACAGAAGUUUACCAAAGAGAUCAUUCCAACCGUUUUCAACGUGAAAGAAUCCGUAUUCCCAUUCAACAAGUUCCCGGGUGUAGAUCCGAUUCUUGGCCCGGAGAUGAAAUCUACCGGCGAAGUCAUGGGAGUUGGCGAUACCUUUGGCGAAGCUUUUGCAAAAGCCGCUCUGGGCGCGGGCGAAGUGUUGCCUGAGCAAGGCCGCGUGUUCAUCAGCGUGAAAGACUCUGACAAAGAAAAUCUGCCGCAAAUCGCCCAGCUUCUGGCGGACCAGGGGUUUACGUUUGUGGCUACCCGUGGUACCCAGCGCUGUCUGGAGCGCGCCGGUAUCAGCUGCGCAAAGAUCAGCAAGGUCAAUGAAGGUCGUCCGGAUGUUUCGGAUAUGGUCAAGAACGAUCAGAUAGAUCUGAUUAUCAACACCACCGAAGGGCGUAAAUCUAUUGCAGAUUCUGCGGUGAUUCGUCGUCUCGCGCUGCAGAAAAAAAUCUGUUACACAACUACUUUGGCUGGAGGGGAAGCGAUUGCGAUUGCAAUUACUCAGGGGCAGGGUGAUCGGGUCAGGCGGCUGCAAGAUAUUCACGCUGCUUUAUAA